GUCUGCUUCCGGGCUAGACCAUCUCCAGGAGUUCCUGGGACUCAGAUUCCCCCAAACUCCCAGGAUGCGGGUCCUGAGGCUCCCCACCCUCCUGCUGCUCUCGGGGGCGCUGGUCCUGCCCCCCAGCUGGGCCGGCCCCCACUCCCUGAGAUACUUCCUCACCGCCGUGUCCCGGCCCGGCCGCGGGGAGCCCCGCUUCCUCUCCGUCGGCUACGUGGACGACACGCAGUUCGUGGGGUUCGACAGCGACGCGGCGAGUGGGAGGGUGGAGCCGCGGGCGCUGUGGAUGCAGCAGCCGUGGGUGGAGCGGGAGGACCCGGAGUAUUGGGACCAGUGCACGCGGGUCUGCAAGGAAGAGGAACAGUUUUUCCGAGAAAGACUGCACACCCUGCGCCGCUACUACAACCAGAGCGAGGACGGGUCUCACACCUUCCAGAAGAUGUUUGGCUGCGAGGUGGGACCCGACGGGCGCCUCUUCCACGGGUACAUGCAAUACGCCUACGACGGCACCGACUACCUUGCCCUGAACGAGGACCUGACCUCCUGGAUGGCAGCCGACAAGGCGGCGGCUCAGACAAAGCGCAGGUUGGAGGCGGCGGGUGCGGCAGAGGAUUGGAGGAGCUACCUGGAGGGCCGGUGUGUCAACUGGCUCCACCUUUACCUGCACAAUGGGAAGGAGACCCUGCAGCGCGCAGAGCCUCCAAAGGCACAUGUGGCCCGCCACCCCGUCUCUGCCAGUGAGGUCACCCUGAGGUGCUGGGCGCUGGGCUUCUACCCUGCGGACAUCAGCCUGACCUGGGAGCGUGAUGGGGAGGACCAGACCCAGGACGUGGAGAUGGUGGAGACCAGGCCUGCGGGGGACGGCACCUUCCAGAAGUGGGCGGCCGUGGGGGUGCCCCCUGGAGAGGAGCACAGAUACACGUGCCAUGUGCAGCACGAGGGGCUGCCUGAGCCCCUGACCCUGAGAUGGGAGCCACCUUCUCACACCUCCUUCAUCAUCCUGGGCAUCGCUGGAGGCCUGGUUCUGCUGGGAGCUGUGGCUGGAAUUGUCAGGUGGGGGAGGAGUCACUCAGGUGGAAAAGGAGGGAGCUACGCUCAGGCUGCCAGUGACAGUGACAGCACCCAGGGCUUUGAUGUGUCUCUCUCGGCUUCUAAAGCGUAAGACGGCUGCCAUGUGGGGACUGAGUGAUGGAAGGUGUGUUCCUGUUCCCACUUCCUGACUCAAGAACAUCUGAUUGGGUGGCUGGCCUGUAGGAAGACACCCAUUGUCUUCAGUAUCAGGGAAGUGUGAGCAAGGAGCCAGGAACGCUGGUGAACCUUGAGCCCUGUCAAGGACCAGAGCUAUGCACUGAUUGUUUAGUCCACACAAUGGUGGUUUAAGCGAUUUCCUGACCAAAUAGUCUCUGAGUAAAUCUAAUAUUUACUCACCUCUAAGAUAGUCUGUCUGUUACCGGAAUUGCCUCCCUGACUAAGUGCUGUUUGUGUAUCCCAAGGUGAAUCCAAGGUUGGCAUGGCCUGGGCACCAGGGGCGGUCCUUACCCCUGUGUUGGGCUUCCCGCCCGGCCCCCAGUACUUCCCAAAUAUUAUUUCUUGUCUCGUCUCUGACCUUUGUGUGCGGACCUCCUCCAGGUUCCAAAGCCUGAACCACUCAGGAUGUGGCUUGCACAUCUGGUGCCACAACGAGGGACAUUUGGAGAAGAGUUAGCCUAAAACAGAAAAACAAAGCUUCAUCGGCAAGGCAGGGAAGAUUUCACCGGAUAGGUGGGGAAAUCCACCACGUGCAAAAACUCACAGCCAGCUGCAGAAGUUGCUAUUUGUAACUAGGGAGGAACAUCUUUUUUUUUUUUUUAGCCAGGUUAGAGGGGCAGAAUUCUGUUCAAAAGUAAGAAACUUUAUUGUAGACUCUUGGUUUGCAUGCUUAAGAAUAAAGAAAUUAGUGUUAGGAGGUAUUCUCUUAUAGUUUUUGCAUGAUAUUAUAGAACAUAACCCUUGGUUUGCUGAAGAAGGUACAUUAGAUCUUUUUUUUUUUUUUUUGGUCAAAAUUCAUUUUACUAAUAGAAAAUAAACACUUAUUCCACUUUCAAUUGUUAUACUUGAAGUCGCUAAUUU
This is a messenger RNA of Pipistrellus kuhlii (Kuhl's pipistrelle), 2109 nucleotides long. RefSeq names its product class I histocompatibility antigen, Gogo-B*0102 alpha chain-like. Gene Ontology annotation, cellular component: external side of plasma membrane. The transcript has 8 exons. Gene Ontology annotation, biological process: positive regulation of T cell mediated cytotoxicity; antigen processing and presentation of endogenous peptide antigen via MHC class Ib; immune response. Lineage: Eukaryota; Metazoa; Chordata; Mammalia; Chiroptera; Vespertilionidae. Gene Ontology annotation, molecular function: peptide antigen binding; signaling receptor binding. The coding region runs from base 65 to 1162 and encodes 365 amino acids. The record is from RefSeq and is a predicted model, not a curated record.